Eremothecium cymbalariae DBVPG#7215 is the source of this 3135-nucleotide messenger RNA. RefSeq lists its product as uncharacterized. The record is from RefSeq and is a predicted model, not a curated record. Gene Ontology annotation, molecular function: ATP hydrolysis activity; ATP binding; translation elongation factor activity. The transcript has a single exon. Bases 1 to 3135 code for a protein of 1044 amino acids. Lineage: Eukaryota; Fungi; Ascomycota; Saccharomycetes; Saccharomycetales; Saccharomycetaceae.
AUGUCUGACUCUGCUCAAUCCAUCAAGGUUCUAGGUGAAUUGUUCGAAAAGUUGUCUGUGGCGACAGCUGACAACAGAGAGGCUACUGCUGUUGAAAUUGCCUCAUUCUUGAAUGGUAACAUUAUUGAACAUGAUGUUCCAGAAGAGUUUUUCAAUAACUUAGCGAAAUCUGUUAAUGACAAGAAGACUGCUGCUGCAGCUUUGGAGACGCUUUGUCACAUCGCUAAUGAGAAUAACUUGUCUCCAUCAGUUGAGCCAUAUGUUGUUGAUUUAGUUCCGGCUGUGUGUGCUAAGACUGGUGAUAAGAACUCUGAGAUCCAAAAUCUAGCAUCUAAGGCUUUGUUAGCCAUCACUAAGAGUAUUGACCCUGUUGCUGUUAAGGUUAUCUUGCCAUAUUUGCUAAAGUCUUUAGGGACAACUAGCAAGUGGCAAGAGAAGGUUUCUGUUUUGGCAGCUAUUUCAGCUUUGGUUGAUACUGCGAAGACCCAGGUUGCUCUACGUAUGCCUGAGUUGAUUCCAGUCUUGUCCGAGGCUAUGUGGGAUACCAAGAAGGACGUCAAGCAAGCAGCUACUGCGACGAUGACCAAGGCUACUGAGACUGUUGAUAACAAGGAUAUUGAACGUUUCAUUCCUAAGUUGAUCGAAUGUAUUGCUGAUCCUCAAGAAGUUCCAGAAACCGUUCAUUUGCUAGGUGCUACUACUUUUGUGGCUGAGGUUACUCCAGCUACCUUGUCUAUAAUGGUUCCAUUGUUAAACAGAGGUUUGGCUGAAAGGGAAACCUCUAUUAAGCGUAAGGCAGCUGUUAUUAUUGACAACAUGUGUAAAUUGGUCGAGGACCCACAAGUUGUUGCUCCUUUCUUGGAGAAAUUGCUACCAGGCUUGAAGAACAACUUUGCUACUAUUGCUGACCCAGAAGCUCGUGAAGUUACUUUGAGGGGUUUGAAGACCUUGAGAAGAGUUGGUAAUGUUAGUGACGAUGAUACUCUACCAGAAGUUUCCCAUGCUGGUGAUGUCACUACUACUAGAAGUGUUUUUGACGAGUUGACCAAGGAUACUACUAUUGAGCCAAGAUUUGCUCCAGUUGUUAACUACAUUGCUGGUAUUGCCGCCGACUUGAUUGACGAGAGAAUCAUUGACCAACAGGCUUGGUUCACUCACGUGACUCCUUACAUGACCGUCUUCUUCCACGAGAAACAGUCCAAGGACAUAAUUGACGAGUUCAGAAAGAGAGCUGUUGACAACAUCCCAGUUGGUCCAAACUUUGAUGAUGAGGAAGACGAAGGUGAGGACUUGUGUAACUGUGAGUUCUCUUUGGCUUAUGGUGCCAAGAUCUUGUUGAAUAAGACUCAAUUGAGAUUGAAGAGAGCCAGAAGAUAUGGUCUAUGUGGUCCAAAUGGUGCCGGUAAAUCCACUUUGAUGAGAGCCAUUGCUAACGGUCAAGUUGACGGUUUCCCAUCUCAAGAUGAAUGUAGAACUGUUUAUGUCGAGCACGAUAUUGAUGGCACACACUCUGAUACCUCAGUUGUUGACUUUGUUUACCAAGGUAACGUUGGUACUAAAGAGAUUAUUGUUGGUAAGUUGAAGGAGUUCGGUUUCUCUACUGAAAUGAUUGAAAUGCCAAUCAUGUCAUUAUCUGGUGGUUGGAAAAUGAAGUUGGCUUUGGCAAGAGCUGUCUUGAAAAACGCCGACAUCUUAUUGUUGGAUGAACCAACUAACCAUUUGGAUACCGUUAAUGUUGCUUGGUUGGUCAACUAUUUGAACACCUGUGGCAUUACUUCCAUCAUUGUCUCACACGACUCUGGUUUCUUGGACAAGGUUUGUCAAUACAUUAUUCACUACGAGGGUUUGAAGUUGAGAAAGUAUAAGGGUAACUUAUCUGAGUUUGUAAAGAAGUGUCCAACCGCCAAAUCUUACUAUGAAUUGGGUGCUUCUGAAUUGGAGUUCAGCUUCCCAGAGCCAGGUUACUUGGAAGGUGUUAAGACGAAACAAAAGGCUAUCGUCAAGGUUUCCAACAUGUCCUUCCAAUACCCAGGUACCUCAAAACCACAAAUCGCUGAUAUUAACUUCCAAUGUUCUUUGUCAUCUAGAAUUGCUGUCAUUGGUCCAAAUGGUGCUGGUAAGUCUACAUUGAUUAACGUGUUGACUGGUGAAUUAUUGCCAACCAGCGGUGAAGUUUACACUCACGAAAACUGUAGAAUCGCUUACAUUAAGCAACACGCCUUUGCUCACAUUGAACACCAUUUGGACAAGACUCCAUCUGAAUAUAUCCAGUGGAGGUUCCAAACUGGUGAAGACAGAGAGACUAUGGAUAGAGCUAACAGACAACUUAAUGAAAAUGAUGCUGAGUCAAUGAACAAGAUUUUCAAGAUUGACGGCACCCCAAGAAGAAUUGCCGGUAUCCACUCCAGAAGAAAGUUCAAAAACACAUACGAGUACGAAUGCUCUUUCAUGCUAGGUGAAAACCUUGGUAUGAAGUCUGAAAGAUGGGUUCCAAUGAUGUCUGUUGACAACGCUUGGUUGCCAAGAGGUGAGUUGAUUGAAUCUCACGCCAAGAUGGUUGCUGAGGUUGAUAUGAAGGAAGCUUUGGCUUCUGGUCAAUUCAGGCCAUUAACAAGAAAAGAGAUUGAAGAACACUGUGCUAUGUUGGGUUUGGAAGCUGAAUUGGUUUCCCACUCUAGGAUAAGAGGUUUGUCUGGUGGUCAAAAAGUUAAAUUGGUGUUGGCCGCUUGUACCUGGCAAAGACCUCACUUGAUCGUCUUGGAUGAACCUACUAACUACUUGGAUAGAGACUCAUUGGGUGCUUUGUCCAAGGCCUUGAAGGCGUUCGCUGGUGGUGUCAUCAUUAUUACCCACUCUGCAGAAUUCACAAAGGAUUUGACUGAAGAAGUCUGGGCCGUUAAGGAUGGUUUAAUGACUCCAUCUGGUCACAACUGGGUUAGUGGACAAGGUUCUGGUCCAAGAAUUGAGAAGAAAGAUGAUGAAGAAGACAAAUUUGACGCUAUGGGUAAUAAGAUUGCCGGUGGUAAGAAGAAGAAGAAGUUGUCUUCUGCUGAACUAAGGAAGAAGAAGAAGGAAAGAAUGAAGAAGAAGAAGGAAUUGGGCGAUGCUUACGUUUCCUCUGAUGACGAAUUCUAA